CAGAAUCAUAACCAUUACAACAAUGCUGAUCAUGAUCACCAUCAUCCUUGCCUUCACCUUUCUUUCUCUGUUUAUCAAUGGAGUUGAACCAACCAAUUGUUCUUACUCUAUUGUGAUUGAAACUACAUGUGCACCAUUAGCAGAAACCACAGAUGUAAUCAGUAUCAGAUUCAGUGAUUCAUCUGGAAAUCUUGUCAUAGUGAAGCAUUUGAAGAACCCCAAAUUGUUGUAUUCUCCUAAAGGAUCAGGUGCAAGGAAGAAAGGAGAUUUGUAUCAUGGGUUUGAAAGAUGUGCUAUUGAUAUGUUUGAAGCAACUGGAGCUUGCAUGGAGAAGAAUGUGUGUUCACUUUAUGUGAAGAAGUUUGGUUCAGAUGGAUGGAGACCUGGUUGGGUUAAGGUUCUUCGUCGAGAAGAUGAUGGUCGUGUUUCGCCGAAUUCAUAUCCGUUCUAUUUCCGGACUUUUGUGCCGGAGAAUGUCUGGUUUGGGUUUGAUUAUUGCACAUCUUGAUCUUAUUGGUUUGUUAGAUUGGUGUGUUAUCUGUGUAUCCAUGAAGUCUGUCUUGUAGGACUCAAUAAGGUGUAACGUAAUGAAUCUGCUUUAAAUGUGUAGUAGCAAAAUCUAGCUUCUCAGCUUUGGGGAUUUGGAGUUUUGGAGCAGAGCCUCAGGGAAUUGAAUAAAAUGAGACAAGGAGAGGCAA
This is a messenger RNA of Macadamia integrifolia, 698 nucleotides long. Its product is annotated as embryo-specific protein ATS3A-like. The coding region runs from base 23 to 508 and encodes 161 amino acids. The record is from RefSeq and is a predicted model, not a curated record. Lineage: Eukaryota; Viridiplantae; Streptophyta; Magnoliopsida; Proteales; Proteaceae. The transcript has a single exon. Gene Ontology annotation, molecular function: protein binding.